This is a messenger RNA of Cajanus cajan (pigeon pea), 2166 nucleotides long. Its product is annotated as dihydrolipoyl dehydrogenase 2, chloroplastic. The record is from RefSeq and is a predicted model, not a curated record. Gene Ontology annotation, molecular function: flavin adenine dinucleotide binding; dihydrolipoyl dehydrogenase (NADH) activity. Gene Ontology annotation, biological process: 2-oxoglutarate metabolic process; pyruvate metabolic process. NCBI's taxonomy places the organism in Eukaryota, Viridiplantae, Streptophyta, Magnoliopsida, Fabales, Fabaceae. Gene Ontology annotation, cellular component: mitochondrion; oxoglutarate dehydrogenase complex.
UGGAAGACAAAGAAAAGGUGGGUUUAUCGCCUCCACUCGGAUAUCUCCGUUCUCUGUCCCCAACUUCCAAGUUCCAAACCAACAAACUACCCUCAUAACUCAUAAUUCUCUCUCACACACAGACACUUCUCUUCCUUCAAAAUGCAAUCAUCCAUUUCGCUCUCUUCCUCAUACGCUCCCACCGUUUCUUUUCCCUUCUCCGUCGCCACUCUCGCGCCUUCAAAUCUCCGCUUCUGCGCUCUCAGGCGCCAGGCAUUCACUCCCUCUUCUAUCGUCCACCGCCACACCCGCCGCCGCGCACACUCCGCCGCAGUGUCCGCCGCGCUUUCCGACAACGGCACCGCUCCCAAAUCCUUCGACUACGACUUGCUCAUCAUCGGCGCCGGCGUUGGCGGCCACGGCGCCGCGCUCCACGCCGUCGAGAAGGGUUUGAAAACGGCGAUUGUUGAGGGAGACGUGGUUGGAGGGACGUGUGUGAACAGAGGCUGUGUUCCUUCUAAGGCUCUUUUGGCUGUGAGUGGUCGUAUGCGGGAGCUGCGGAAUGAUCAUCACUUGAAGUCGCUGGGUUUGCAGGUUUCUGCUGCUGGGUAUGACAGACAGGCUGUUGCUGACCAUGCUAAUAAUCUUGCUUCGAAAAUCCGUGGCAACUUGACCAACUCCAUGAAAGCACUUGGAGUGGACAUACUCACUGGUUUUGGAACUAUUUUGGGUCCUCAAAAGGCGAAAGUUGGCUCUUCCAACAAAGUGGUGACUGCAAAAGACAUCAUCAUUGCCACUGGUUCCGUUCCUUUUGUUCCCAAGGGCAUUGAAGUUGAUGGGAAGACUGUGAUUACCAGUGACCAUGCACUCAAACUGGAGACUGUUCCAGAUUGGAUAGCAAUUGUAGGAAGUGGUUAUAUAGGCCUUGAAUUCAGUGACGUAUAUACAGCUCUUGGAAGUGAGGUUACUUUUGUUGAAGCUUUAGAUCAGCUCAUGCCUGGAUUUGAUCCUGAAAUUAGCAAGUUGGCUCAGAGGGUUCUCAUUAACCCCCGGAAUAUUGACUACCAUACUGGUGUUUUUGCAUCCAAGAUCACUCCUGCAAGAGAUGGAAAACCUGUCACAAUUGAGCUCAUUGAUGCAAAGACCAAGGAACCAAAAGACACUUUAGAGGUGGAUGCUGCACUAAUAGCAACUGGAAGGGCUCCAUUCACACAAGGUCUUGGAUUGGAGAAUAUUGAUGUUGUAACACAGCGUGGUUUCGUUCCUGUGGAUGAGCGCAUGCGAGUAAUUGAUUCAAAUGGAAACCUGGUCCCUCAUUUAUUUUGUAUUGGUGAUGCAAAUGGCAAAAUGAUGCUUGCUCAUGCUGCCAGCGCACAAGGAAUUUCAGUGGUCGAACAAGUCACUGGAAGAGAUCAUGUGAUCAAUCAUUUAAGCAUACCAGCUGCUUGUUUCACUCAUCCUGAAAUCAGCAUGGUUGGAUUGACAGAGCCUCAAGCAAGGGAGAAAGGUGAAAAGGAGGGUUUUGAAGUAAGUGUUGCCAAAACAAGUUUUAAAGCUAACACAAAGGCCUUAGCAGAAAACGAAGGCGAGGGUCUUGCCAAGUUGAUAUAUAGACCCGACAAUGGAGAUAUAUUAGGAGUUCAUAUUUUUGGGUUGCAUGCAGCUGAUCUCAUCCAUGAGGCAUCCAAUGCAAUAGCAUUAGGAACACGUAUUCAGGAUAUAAAAUUUGCGGUUCAUGCUCAUCCAACUUUGUCUGAGGUGCUUGAUGAACUGUUUAAAUCAGCAAAACAGGUUAAAGAACAUGCUUCUGGCCCAGUGAAUGAACCAGUAACUGUUUAAUCUAUCCAAAGUAUAUGCUUUACAAGAGUUUCCUGUACAAACGGAGUUUCAAUGCAUUUCACAUCUUCCGGCGGAAUACUCCAACACAUCCAAAAUCUGGUAACUGAGGGCAACCGUUUGGAGGAGUCUCGCCAGUGGUCUCAGAAUGGAUGAGUGCCGAUAUAUUAUUUUCUAGGCAUAUUGUUAGUGUUAAGAGAAGAUUAUAUUCGUCAUUUUUGCUCUUUAGAAACUCGUUUCCUCUAAGUUGUGGUCUAGAUGUUUCAUGUUCGGUGGCCUGAGAGUGCCCUAUUUUUCAACCUUGCUGACAAUAACGCAAUCCACUAGUUAAAAGCAAUUUUUUUUUUCUUU